GCCAAGUAAACAAAAUUCAGCGCCAAGGUCAUCGCACAAGUCCUUGGUAGAUUUUCAACCAAAAUUUUUGGAUUUUAAAGAUAUUGAGAAUGAAAGUCAACCACUGGCAAAAAGGAUUCUACUAUCAAUGCAAACUGAAGCGGGUAAAUCAAUGGUUCAAAAUAUGGUUGCAUCGGCCGCCAAAAAGGUAAACAGCAACAUUACCUCGCCUCCAAAGGAGAAAGAACCAGAAUUGCUGCAGUUCCCAUCGAGAACAAGCCUUGUGGCUCCAAAUUUUGAAAAACCGAAGCCGCUUGCUGCUGGAACUAAUUUAUGUGGAAAGACGACAAAUUCAACAAAUGUUUUACGAAAACGCGACUAUAAUCAGGCUUUCAAUCAAGUAAAGUUCUUUAAUGAUAAUGAGAAAAUGAAUGAGACUGUGAGUUAUUUAAAUAAUUGGCCCAUUCAUGACGACACAAAUAAAGAGAAUCAAGAAGGAAACAAUUAUGGAAAACCACCCGUAGAUUUCUUUAAUACUGAGUCAAAUUUUAAGCCAAAUGAUUCGAUUUCAAAACCUAACAUUUUUGAUGCUAGGCAAGAAAUUAAAAGAGAAAUUCUGCACAGAAGCGAGGACAACAGUAGUUGUUUAUAUGUCGACUAUAAUCCCAAUUCGGAUAAUCAAGGAGAACCAGAAAUUAGUUUUAAUUUUACAUUUGAUAAUCUGAAUAAUGAAAUAAAGUCGAUGCCAACAGUACAUAACAAUAUUAAUGGAAUUGUGAAUAUAAAUGAUGUGAAUAAUGUUUCCAUAAAUAUUGAUUUUUCGAAUCUUGUGCUGAAUACGCAAACAAAUGAAGUGGUGAAAGGUAAAAAAUGUGAUAUACCAUCCGAUCUUGAGAUAGAUGCUCGUCUACAAGCUGAAUUGGACUCAUUGCUACCGACGAUGACAUCUGAGGAAUCCGAAAUAGAUGCUCGCCUACAGGCCGAACUUGACUCUUUGCCCUUCAUCGAGGUGGAUAAUACAGAAGAUUAUAAGGAAUUGGAUGAUUUUAUGAAAUCGCUUUUCGUAUAUGAAGGCCGACCAGAGGUGGUGGAGGAGGUGCCCACAACUGCUAGUGCCAUUGAAGGUCCACAAACACAGAUACGUGUUCCCCUUGGUUCAGAUCCACAAAAUUGCGCACAAAUCUCAUAUGGGGCAGUGGAAAAUGAAGUGCCAGUGGAUGAAAUGCAAGUACCCCAUAAUGACGCUGAUUUGGAUAAUCCAAUAUUUUUUCCCUUAGAGGGUGCUCCGAACACAGAUUUUCUACAACCGAUAUGAUUGGUAUCAUCAAUUGCAUGGAAGAGGGAAAAAUGUAGAUAUUAUCCACUAAGAAGGAUAGUAAUAAUAUUUCAAAAUUCUUGAAUCGAAUUUUGGGAUGCCGUGUUGAGAUACAAAAUGCUUUCUUCAAGUUCUUUAUGGACAAUAUGUAUUCAGUGAUCUGAAAACUGAAGCGUUCUGGUCGCUUCGAUUUGGGUAUACUCGAUCUAGAUGCCCAUGGAGCCAGUGUUAAGCCCAUUAAGCUAAUCCGAUUUGUUCGAAAACAUUCGACAGGGACUGCAGCCACUGAAUUGCAUACAGUGUCUGUUUGAAGUGGCCCUAUCAAAUUUUACAGAUAUCGCAAGGAGGCUCUAUAUAAUUAUGAAGGUUUCUAUAUACUCCAACAGAAUAGACAGAAUAAGAACUCAGCCAUACUCUGUCUGCGUGAUGCAACAGAUUCAACGGAUGUAAAGUCAGCAAAUAAAAUAAAUUUGCAAAUAUAUCGUCCCAAUACCGGGCCACAGGUUCGCACUGAGACGGUCAAUUCAAUAACCAGCCGAUAUGUCAAAGUGCCACCCGAGGUUGCACGUUCAUUUUGGCAGCAUCAGUAUGACGUGUGUCUGACUAGAUGUUCGCAUGUCUUUUGGAAUAGAAUUUGCCCCAUUAAAGGUGGUUGUGAGGUGGGCUUACGUGUGCGCACCUAUCAUGUGCUAUCGGGCUUGAUGUUGCCCAUAUGGGAUCGCAUUGAGCAGAUCAUCGACAAGAAUGGACAUAAGAUACAAAUCCUUCGAGUUAAAACCGAUAAUAAUAAGAAAAUUGUUGGUACAGUUGUCCCCCAUGCUGUCUAUAAUGAACUUGUUAACAAUUUGGCCUCUGAUUCCAUAAUGGAAUUUCAAAAUAUACCCGGAAGAAAAGAAUAAAACCAAUUGGCAAUGAUGUAUCCCAUUUUAUUGUCAUUUUUGCAAAGUUUA
Molecule: messenger RNA, 2244 nt
Organism: Drosophila willistoni
Lineage: Eukaryota; Metazoa; Arthropoda; Insecta; Diptera; Drosophilidae
Exons: 2
Coding region: 128-1294 (388 amino acids)
Source: RefSeq, a predicted model, not a curated record